GAUUGACUGUUGUUAUUAUCAUCACCAUCAUCAUCAGUUUUAAUAUGGAUAUUCGUCCAAAUCAUACACUCUAUGUGAAUAAUUUAAAUGAUAAAGUCAAAAAGAAUGAUCUGAAACGAGCCUUGUAUUAUAUAUUUGGUCAACAUGGUCGACUCAUUGAUAUUAUUGCUAUGAAAACAAUGAAAAUGCGUGGUCAAGCGUUUAUUAUUUAUCAAGAGAUAACAUGUGCAACACAAGCCUAUCGUUCAUUACAAGGAUUCCAGUUGUUUCAACGGCCUAUGCGAGUAACCUAUGCCAAGAAAGAUUCCCAACAGAUUAUCAGUUUGAAAGGUGUCAGCGCUGAAGUACAAAAGAGACGUGAAGAAGAACGUGAGAAACGCAAGCGAAAGAAAAUGGCACAACGUGCUGCUGCUGCGGCUGCAGCUUUACAAGCAGCUAAUCAAUCGGUAAAUGGACCGGCUGGAACAGGUGGAGAUGUCAACGCUUGUUGGAUCAACCUAAUCACAUUCUAUUCGUCAGUAAUCUACCCGAAGAGACAACUGAUGCUAUGCUUACAAUGUUGUUUAGUCAAUUCUCCGGUUUUAAAGAAGCUAGACGAGCUGCUGGUGAGUUGGUUUUGUAGAAUAUGAAACAGAGACACAAGCAGCUGCUGCUAGAUCCGCUUAUGAAGGCUUCAAAUUGACACCAACCCACGCGAUGCAAAUAACCUUUGCAAAGAAAUAAGUGGAGGUGGCAAAAGCUCGCCUGUGUUUGUCCGCCUGUCUGUUUAUCUAUUUCAUCAAAUGAAAUUAUGCCAGACAUAAGAAUAUAAAUAAAUAUAUAAAUAUUUGAAUACA
This is a messenger RNA of Trichobilharzia regenti, 836 nucleotides long. The record is from the annotation of a GenBank genome assembly. Lineage: Eukaryota; Metazoa; Platyhelminthes; Trematoda; Strigeidida; Schistosomatidae.